Molecule: messenger RNA, 1695 nt
Organism: Salarias fasciatus (jewelled blenny)
Lineage: Eukaryota; Metazoa; Chordata; Actinopteri; Blenniiformes; Blenniidae
Gene: syt4
Product: synaptotagmin IV
Exons: 5
Coding region: 258-1673 (471 amino acids)
Biological process (GO): calcium ion-regulated exocytosis of neurotransmitter; vesicle fusion
Cellular component (GO): axon; synapse; plasma membrane
Molecular function (GO): calcium ion binding; clathrin binding; phosphatidylserine binding
Source: RefSeq, a predicted model, not a curated record
GGAGGGGGGAGAAACGGGGUGUUGCCGCCUCUGAGACACACUCACGCAUCGCAGAGUACCAGCAGCAGGCUGAGGACACAGCAGCCUUUCUCUUCAGGAAAACAAAGCCGUGGUUUGGUUUGAAUCGUCGAAACCAGACAAAAAGCCUUUUUAUCAUUUAACCUCGCUGAAGCGGAGAGACGGAGAGAGAGAGAGAGAGGGAGAGAGAGCUGUGUGGAAGCAGAAAGAAGAUUUCAGCACCUCGGACAGCGGCAAUCAUGGCUCCAGUGUUGGAGGAUGGAGCUCAGCUCGUGGCUGUGCCAGUGGGUGUUGCUGUGAUGAGCGUCUUUGGCCUCGUCUUCACUGUGUCAGCGUUUGCGUGGAUCUGCUGCCAGCGUAAAAACACCAAAUCCCAGAAGACCCCCCCCUACAAGUUCGUGCACAUGCUCAAAGGAGUUGACAUCUACCCGGAGAGCCUCAGCGGCAAGAAGAAGUUCGCCGCGCCCGCCGCGUCGAACGACGCCGGGAAAACCGACGUCAACGGGAACUGCCACGCCGCUCUGCCCGUGAGCCCCAACGGCUCCGGCAAACAACUGGCUUCGAGUCCCAACGGUUCCAGAACGGCUCUGCAUCUGGAUCUGGAGAAGAGGGACCUGAACGGCAACUUCACCACCAAACCCUUCCACCACCACCACCAGAAGGUCCGGAGCUCCCCGGACCUGGAGCUGCCCUCGCCUCACGCCGGCUUCACCCAGCCGGGCGCGACGGACCGCCGCGACCUGCCCUCGCCGUCCAGCACCCUGUCCAGCCAGGCGCCCACCCCGGCUGUGGACCGGCCUCAGGCCGAGGAGAAGGACAGCGGUCUGGGGACCCUUCACUUCUCCCUGGAGUACCAGCCGGAGAGGAAGGCCUUCAUCGUCCACAUCAAGGAAGCCCAUGGCUUGAGCCCAACUGAUGAGCAGUCGCUGACCUCUGACCCCUACAUCAAACUGACCCUGCUGCCAGAAAAGAAGCACCGGGUGAAGACCCGGGUGCUGAGAAAGACGCUGGACCCGGCCUUCGACGAGACCUUCAGCUUCUACGGGAUCCCGCUGGCCCGGGUGUCGGAGCUGGCCCUCCACUUCAUGGUGCUGAGCUUCGACCGGUUCUCCCGCGACGAAGUCAUCGGGGAGACCCUGGUGCCCCUGUCCGGGAUCGACCUGUCCGAGGGGCGCGUCCUGAUGAGCCGAGAGAUCAUCAAGAGAAACGUCAAGAAGUCCUCGGGCCGCGGCGAGCUGCUGCUGUCCCUGUGCUACCAGUCCACCACCAACACCCUGACCGUGGUCGUCCUCAAGGCUCGCCACCUGCCCAAGACCGACAACAGCGGACUCACGGAUUCCUACGUGAAGGUGAACAUGUACCACGGAAAGAAGCGCCUGUGCAAGAAGAAGACCCACGUGAAGAAGUGCUCGCCCAACCCCGUCUUCAACGAGCUCUUUGUGUUUGACCUGCCCUCCGAGGAGGGCCUGAGGGACACCAGCGUGGAGCUCCUGCUGAUGGACUCGGAAGCGGGCGGCUCGCGCUGCCCCAACACCGUGGUGGGACGCCUGGUGCUGGGCACGUCGGCGGACGGCGCCCCCGGCGAGCACUGGAGGGAGAUCUGCGACCACCCGCGCCGCCAGAUCGCCCGGUGGCACGUCAUGUCGGAGGAGUAGAGCGCCGAGCCCGCCGCCGUCC